This is a messenger RNA of Pleuronectes platessa (European plaice), 3019 nucleotides long. RefSeq names its product VPS41 subunit of HOPS complex (gene vps41). Gene Ontology annotation, molecular function: protein binding. The record is from RefSeq and is a predicted model, not a curated record. Gene Ontology annotation, biological process: vesicle-mediated transport; macroautophagy; protein targeting to vacuole. Lineage: Eukaryota; Metazoa; Chordata; Actinopteri; Pleuronectiformes; Pleuronectidae. The transcript has 28 exons. Gene Ontology annotation, cellular component: HOPS complex; late endosome. Bases 195 to 2756 code for a protein of 853 amino acids.
UGAUGUAGUCACGUGAUCGAACCUGUGACAGGGAGCAGGCUGCGACAACAAACGUCGCUUUGUUGUUUAUUGGAUGUUUUUAACGUGAAGUGAAGCUAAACACGUUAUAACGGACCCUCAACAUGCACUUCACACACGCGCACGGAGAUAUUUAACGCUUUCCCUUCGGAUAAGACGCUUCUUGAUAGAAAACAAUGGCGGAAGUGGAGGAGGGCAGAAAACAAAGUGAGGAGUUCACAGAUGAGUCUGAGGAGGAGGACAGUGAGGAGGAGCCCAAGCUGAAGUAUGAGAGGCUCUCCAAUGGGGUGACCGAAAUCCUCCAAAAGGAUGCAGCCAGCUGUAUGACCGUCCACGACAAGUUUCUUGCCCUCGGUACACAUUUUGGAAAAGUCUUCCUGCUGGACAUCCAAGGAAAUGUCACUCAGAAGUUUGAAAUUAGUUCAGUGAAGAUCAACCAGAUCAGUCUGGAUGAAAGUGGAGAGCAUGUGGGCAUCUGCUCCGAGGACGGGAAGGUUCAAGUGUUCGGCCUCUAUACAAGAGAGGGCUUCCACGAGAACUUCGACUGUCCCAUCAAAGUGGUAGCUGUACACCCUCAGUUCACCAGAUCGAACUAUAAACAGUUUGUCACUGGGGGCAACAAGCUUCUUCUCUAUGAAAGAAACUGGUUGAAUCGCUGGAAGACGUCGCUGCUGCAUGAAGGCGAAGGCCCCAUCACUAACAUCCAGUGGAGAGCCAACCUCAUUGCCUGGGCAAACAACGUGGGAGUUAAAAUCUAUGACAUCGGCACGAAACAGCGCAUCACCAACGUGCUGCGGGAUAACGUGAGUCUGAGGCCUGACAUGUACCCAUGCAGCCUGUGUUGGAAGGACAACGCCACUCUUAUUGUUGGCUGGGGGACAUCCAUCAAGAUUUGUGUCGUGAAAGAGCGAAAUCCCACUGAGAUGAGAGAUCUGCCCAGCCGCUAUGUGGAAAUAGUGUCUGCAUUCGAGACAGAGUUUUUCAUCAGUGGCCUGGCACCUCUGGCAGAUCAGCUGGUCACCCUGUUCUUUGUGAAGGAGAACUCGGAUCAGAUGGAUGAGGAGUUCCGUGCCCGGCCUCGUCUCGACAUCAUCCAGCCUCUCCCUGAGAACUGUGAGGAGAUCUCCUCAGACGCGCUGACAGUGCGCAACUUCCAAGACAACGAGUGCAGAGACUAUCGCCUCGAGCAUUCAGAGGGAGAGUCGCUCUUCUACAUCAUUAGUCCCAAAGAUAUCGUUGUGGCCAAAGAGCGAGACCAGGACGACCAUAUCGAUUGGCUGCUUGAAAAGAAGAAAUAUGAGGAGGCACUGAUGGCUGCAGAGAUCAGCUUCAAGAACAUUAAGAGACACGACGUUCAGAAAAUCGGGAUGUCUUACAUAAACCAUUUAGUGGAGAAAGGAGACUACGACACUGCUGCGAGGAAGUGUCAAAAGGUUCUCGGGAAAAACAUGGAAUUGUGGGAAAAUGAAGUUUAUAGGUUCAAAACCAUCGGUCAACUGAAGGCCAUCAGCCAGUAUCUACCCAGAGGAGAUCUGCGUCUCAGACCAGCCAUCUAUGAGAUGAUCCUGCACGAAUUCCUCCGAACUGAUUAUGAGGGUUUUGCGACACUGAUCCGGGAAUGGCCCGGAGAGCUUUACAACAACAUGGCCGUCGUUCAGGCCGUCACAGAUCACCUGAAGAGGGAUCCCACCAACAGCACCUUGCUCACCACACUGGCUGAACUGUACACGUAUGACCAGCGGUACGACAGAGCCUUAGAAAUCUACCUGAGACUGAGGCACAAAGACGUUUACCAGCUGAUCCACAAACACAACCUGUUCUCAUCCAUAGAAGACAAGAUCGUUCUUCUCAUGGACUUUGACAAAGAGAAAGCCGUUGACAUGCUCCUAGACAAUGAAGACAAGAUAUCAACGGACAGGGUGGUCGAAGAACUUGCAGACAGGCCCGAGCUUCUGCAUGUGUAUCUCCAUAAAUCAUUCAAGCGCGACCACCACAAAGGCCAAAGGUACCACGAGAGGCAGAUUGGCCUGUACGCAGAGUACGACCGACCAAAUCUCUUACCCUUCCUGAGAGACAGCACCCACUGCCCACUUGAAAAGGCUCUUGAGAUUUGUCAGGAGAGAAACUUUGUAGAAGAGACCGUCUUCCUGCUCAGCAGGAUGGGGAACUGCAGACGCGCUCUGCAGAUGAUCAUGGAGGAGCUGGAGGACGUGGACAAAGCCAUCGAUUUCGCUAAAGAGCAGGACGAUGCCGAGCUGUGGGAGGAUCUCAUCUCUUACUCUAUUGACAAACCACCUUUCAUCACUGGCCUCCUUAAUAACAUCGGUACUCAUGUGGAUCCCAUCCUACUCAUCCACCGCAUAAAGGAGGGCAUGGAGAUCCCGAACCUCAGAGAUUCACUAGUGAAAAUCCUUCAGGACUACAAUCUACAGAUUAUGCUGAGAGAAGGAUGUAAGAAGAUCCUUGUGGCCGACUCGCUCUCGCUGCUGCAGAAGAUGCACAGAACGCAGAUGAGAGGAGUCAGGGUCGAUGAGGAGAACAUUUGUGAAUCGUGUCACGCUACUAUAUUACCAUCCGACAUGGCCAAACCCUUCAACGUGGUGGUGUUUCACUGCAGACACAUGUUUCACAAAGAAUGUUUACCAACACCAGGAACAAUCCAUGGCGUCCAGUUUUGUAACAUCUGCAGUGCGAAGAAGCGGGGGCCAGGAAGUGGCAUACUUGAGAUGAAAAAGUAAUGAGGAUUUAUGCACUCCCAGUGUUAUUAUUGACACUUUAAUCUUGCCCCAAGUUGCUUUCCCCUUCUCUGUCUUGAUCAAUAAAUAUCACUUUCCUCAGCCACUGAACUGUACACUUGCAAAAAUGCUAAACAGUUAUAUCCGAUUGUCUCUGUAUAUUUAAAACUAAAACCUGUAAAGUGCCGCACUUGUUCUGCUUCACUAAUGUGAUUUGGUGAUUGAAAAGUCUGCAACAUCUGAAAAAUAAAAUCAUAUAAAAACUG